ACAGUAAGGUGACGAAUCUAAUCGGUAAACUUUUCUGUUCGCCAUACAGACAGAGACAAACAGCUAGUGUGUGUUUACUACGGUGCUCUGCUGCUUCAUCGACAGCAAUUUAAAACAUCCAACAUGCAAAUGAAACUAACGCACUAGUGUAAAAGGAAAAGAUGGAGGACGUGGCCUCCACUCCGGUUCUCGCAGGUCCAUCCCAAGCCACGUUUUCCCAUCCGACUACCUCGGUGCGCCGUAACAGGAAGUCUGGUACAGCUAACAUUUUCCAGGGGGUGAACCUGAAGCAGCUCAGACGUCUGUUCCACGCAGCGGGUGAACCAGACGCCGAGCAGAAAGCCAGGAUGGUUUGGGGAAAUCGGAGAUUGGGAAGCAGCGAGGACGGAGUGGACGGGGAGGAGGAAGAAGAGAAUGGAGGGACGAAGGAGGUGGAAACGGGCCUUGCCCAGGCGCUGGUGGGACUAAGGGUCCGAGCUCGGAACAGAAAUGGAAUCAGGGAGUCUCACAAGGACACUGCGGGAACAAGAUGGGUCAGGGCGUUUGGUCACCUCAAAAUCAACGAGGGGUCACUAGGAAAACAAUCUGAAGUCACAACCGGAGAUGACGCUGAUGAAAAUGAAGACGGUGCAUCAGCUCUAGGUGCCUGUGGAGGGCCGAGCACAUUUGAGGUCGCAUCAUGUGAUCAAGAUGACUUCCGGUCCCCGGAGGAAGAGAGUCAGGGGCCGUCCGGUGGGCCCAGAUGGAGUUGGAAUGCCGCUCAAGAGAAAGACCCAGAACGCUACCUGCACCGAAUCCGACACUGACACUAUUGGCAGGAAGUGGGAUUAUCGCUGACUGCUAAAUGCAUGGAAUUAGAUUACUGCCUGAGAGAUGGUGGUUGUUCUCAGAUUUACUUGAAACUUAAACGCUAAUCGAGCCAUGAACACUACAGCCCUGCGGGGCUGAGAACAAACUUUAACAGUAAAUCCACCGAGUCCUCUA
Misgurnus anguillicaudatus (oriental weatherfish) is the source of this 984-nucleotide messenger RNA. RefSeq names its product arginine vasopressin induced 1 (gene avpi1). NCBI's taxonomy places the organism in Eukaryota, Metazoa, Chordata, Actinopteri, Cypriniformes, Cobitidae. The record is from RefSeq and is a predicted model, not a curated record.